AUGGCUCUGCGAAUCUCACCAACUGAUAAGGCCAGCUGUGAUGAGAGGGAGUUCUGGGCUAGUGUGUGGGACAUUAUUAACUGCAAAAAAUACGUUACUGCAGACUAUACGUCAGUCGACCUAUCUCCUGGUCGGAUCCGCACUCAGUAUGAUACUAGCCGUGAGGUCGAAACAGUUCCACACCCAACUGGGGCAGGUUUCUCAUUCAUCCAUGCUCACUUCGAUUGGGAACAAUGUAAAUGUUGCACUCCAAUUCAACACAGUUGA
This is a messenger RNA of Echinococcus granulosus, 267 nucleotides long. RefSeq lists its product as hypothetical. Bases 1 to 267 code for a protein of 88 amino acids. Lineage: Eukaryota; Metazoa; Platyhelminthes; Cestoda; Cyclophyllidea; Taeniidae. The transcript has a single exon. The record is from RefSeq and is a predicted model, not a curated record.